AUGGAGUUGGUUAAAAGCCACGCACCUGAUAUAAUUUUCCUCAUGGAGACGAAGAACAAGGAAGAAGAGAUUCUCCGACUUCUCCCACUCACAGACUAUGUGCCCAGAUUCGUGCUUCCACCAAAUAGCCCGGGAAGUGGUGGACUUGCGCUAUACUGGAAGCAAGAGAUCUCACUCCAAGUCCUCUCCUCAUGUAAAUCCUACAUCGACACAUCCAUCACUUAUAAAGGAAACACUUUCUUCUCGACUUUUGUCUACGGGGAACCAGAUUUCUCUCUGAGAAAAGAAGUGUGGGAUGAAGUAACAAACCUGGGACUCGUGCGAGAUAAACCGUGGUUUUUGACCAGGGACUUUAAUGAUAUCAUCGACAUCUCAGAGAAGUCAGGAGGCAAACAACAAACGGAGGCAUCUUUUGGUGAUUUCCGCGCUUUCAUCUCCCAAAGUGACCUCUACGAUUUGCAGCAUACCGGUAACUUCUUGUCCUGGCGAGGAGUACGGUACACGCACCUGGUACACUGUCGACUGGAUCUUGCGAUGGCCAACAGCAUGUGGCUGGACCUCUACCCAUCUAGCCGAUGUCACUACCUAGACUUCGAGGGAUCUGACCACAGGCCCAUCUUCACAGAACUACAACCUGAAAAGAAGAAGAAAAGAGGCAUCUUCAGAUACGACAGAGCAAUGCGACAUAACACUGAGAUAUCAAAGCUGAUUGAUGCUACUUGGAACAAAGUAAAAGACGACUCAGUAGAAAGAAGAAUCAAUAACUGCAGGAAAGCUAUAUCUUACUGGAAUCGGAAAAAUCACGUCAACAACCGGAAACUGAUAGAGGAGGAGAAAGCCAAUCUGGAAAGAGCAAUGAGUGCAUCAGCAGCCGAUCCAGCCCUGAUCCAAAGAAGGGACAAGAAUUCAGGUUACUUUCACGCAAUAACGAGAGGGAGAAAGGCUAUAAAUAAGUUCUUAGUCUUAGAAGAAAAAGAGGGCCAACCUGUCUACGAGGAAGAUGACUUUGUCAGAGUCAUCAGCGCCUACUUCCAAGAUAUCUUUAUCACGAGAUCCACACAAUGCACGUAUACAGUCAAUCGAGCACUCAAACCGUGUAUCUCUUAUGAAGUCAAUGAUAGCCUCAUAGCCAUUCCAUCCAAUGAAGAAAUCAGAGCAGCUCUAUUUGCGAUCCACCCUGACAAAGCCCCAGGUCCUGAUGGCUUUUCUGCAAGCUUUUUCCAGACAAAUUGGUUAGUGGUCAAAGAGAAAAUGACUUCGGAGAUCAGAGAUUUCUUCAUUUCUGGAUCACUACCAACAUCAAUCAACAAAACCUAUGUUCGCCUUAUUCCAAAAGUCAAAUCCCCAAAAACGGUGGCCGAGUAUAGACCCAUUGCGCUCUGUAAUGUUUUCUACAAAAUCAUCUCUAAGCUACUCACCAAACGUCUACAACCUAUCCUCCCAACAAUUAUCUCUGAAAACCAGACGGCCUUUGUACCCGGAAGAGCUAUUUCGGAUAAUGUGUUGAUUACACACGAAACCCUACACUACUUAAAAGGCUCGAAAGCGACAAAGUACUGUUCUAUGGCGGUCAAGACCGAUAUGAGCAAGGCUUAUGACAGGCUGGAAUGGAAUUUUAUAACUACGGUUCUAGAAAGGAUGGGGUUUCAUGCUAAGUGGAUUAACUGGAUUUUCCAGUGUAUAUCUACAGUCUCCUACUCGUUCUUGGUUAACGGGACAGCUCAAGGAAGUGUCAUACCUCAACGUGGAAUAAGACAGGGGGACCCGUUGUCGCCUUUCAUCUUCAUUCUCUGUGGGGAAGUGCUCACGGGACUCUGCAACAACGCCCAAGUUGGUCUAAUACCAGGUAUUAAAGUAGCAAAGGAAAGUCCACGGAUAAAUCACCUGUUGUUCGCGGAUGACACAAUGUUCUUCUGUCAAACCAAACUCCAAUGCUGUGAUUCACUCGCUUCAAUCCUGCGACAGUAUGAGGAAGCAUCAGGGCAACAAAUCAAUAAGCAGAAAUCGUCUAUCACAUUCUCGUCGAAAACUCCCCAAGAUAUAAGAGUCAGAGUGAAGCAAACACUUGGGAUAGAAACGGAAGGAGGCCAAGGUAAAUACUUGGGCUUACCUGAGAGCUUCAGUCGGAAAAAGAAAGACCUCUUCUCCGUGAUAGUCGACCGCAUACGCCAGAAAGCAGUACACUAUGCCUCUCGACGACUAUCCAUAGCAGGCAAGCUGACACUGAUCAAAAGUGUCCUCUCGGCCAUACCCACCUAUUCUAUGUCAAGCUUCAAGCUCCCGUUGGGCAGAGCAAUUGGUAACGGCCAAAGCACAUCACUGUGGAAUGAUUCUUGGCUGUCCCACACAACACCGCUUAAACCCUUGGGACCGCCAAAUCUACAGGACAAAGAUGCAACGGUGGCGUCUUUAAUCAAUGCAUCAGGAUGGGAUAAACAGAAGAUAGAAGACUUGAUCCCACACCACUUACCUCAGAUUAUGAGCAUCCGUCCUAGCCUAAAAGGAGCUCAAGACUGUUAUGUGUGGAUCCCUUCAAAAUCAGGUGACUAUACAGUCAAGACGGGUUACCAUAUUUCCAGAUCCCUAAGAGAGCAGCCUGCAGGCAACAUUCACACAACAAUCAAUUGGAAUGCAGACAUUUGGUUAGGGCACUUGUCCCUCAAAAUUAAACUCUUUUUACGGAAGAUUCUACAUAAAGCUUUACCUAUGGGAGAGAAUCUCCUGAAUAGAGGCUUGUUGGAUAGUGCCUGCUGUAUUCACUGUGGUGAACUAGAAACUGACGAACACCUUUUCUUCCGGUGUGAGUUCGCUCGAAAAGUCUGGGCUCUAGCUCCGUUCUCGAAAACCAUUGACCUCACUUCAAUCAACUUCGAGGCCUCUGUGACUGUUUUGAAACGCCUGAUUUGUUUACCACCAACGGGAAUCAGCUCCGGCCCUCUUUCCCCGUGGAUCUUCUGGACGAUUUGGUCAGCCCGGAACCACCGUCUUUUCGAAAAUCGACCUUUCUCACCUGAGGAAUCCAACCUCAAAGCUAUUCAAGACGCGCGAGAGUGGCAAGAGGCACAGAUUCCAGAGAAGAAGCUCCCUCUAGCUAAUCUGAGCCUAAACACCAAACGACUUCACCCGGACACAGUUGUUUGCUUCACUGAUGGAUCGUGGCUACCGGAGACUACAAUAGCGGGCACAGGAUGGAUUUUCACCACCAUGGAUGGCACACAAAUUGAUGCCGGAAGUUUAGCGGAACCUUUCGCGAGCUCUCCUCUCAUGGCAGAAGCCAUAGCAAUCAGAUCGGCUUUAAUCCAAGCCUUGGAGAAGAAUUUCCUCCACCUGCAAAUCAAAUCAGACGCUCAUGAUCUGAUCUGA
Molecule: messenger RNA, 3363 nt
Organism: Microthlaspi erraticum
Lineage: Eukaryota; Viridiplantae; Streptophyta; Magnoliopsida; Brassicales; Brassicaceae
Source: the annotation of a GenBank genome assembly